This is a messenger RNA of Paramecium sonneborni, 591 nucleotides long. Lineage: Eukaryota; Ciliophora; Oligohymenophorea; Peniculida; Parameciidae. The record is from the annotation of a GenBank genome assembly.
AUGUAUGUCUAUGAAUUUUAAAGAAAAGCAAGAGAAUAUCUACUUGGGUAAAAAUUAUCUUUGAAAUCGAUAACUCAAAAAUAUAAUAAAGAAAAAUUAGAAUAACAAAAAGCUUUUAAGCAAAUGUCAUCCAUUCUUAAUUCUAAAACAGAGUCAUCUGUAAUAAUAACAGAUUCUUUAAUAACUGCCAAAAGAGAUUAAAAGAAAGAAAAGGCAUUUUUAAUCAGAAAAUCACCUGAUAGUUAUAAAAAUUAAAUAGAGAAAAAGAAAUAUAACUCAAUCUAUGCAAAAUAAAUAACACCUGCUAGAUAAAUGAGUAUAGCUGAAUAUGUUUAUCCUGAACCUAUCAGACACAUAAGGCAUAAAUAAAUAACUUAAACAUCUGCUUUCAAAAAUUUUGUUGCAUAAAAGUAUAUUAAAACUGAAGAAUCAAUCUAACAUAGUAUUACAGCAAGAACAAAAUAACCAUUUUAAAGAUAUGUUAGUGAAACAACUAAGCACCCUUAAAAAAAAACAAACUAAAAUUUAUAAGUAGAGCACAUAAGAAAGUUAAGUGGAUGGAGUAUUAAUAGCAAUGAAAGCAAAUUUUGA